This is a messenger RNA of Rhagoletis zephyria (snowberry fruit fly), 4035 nucleotides long. RefSeq lists its product as uncharacterized. NCBI's taxonomy places the organism in Eukaryota, Metazoa, Arthropoda, Insecta, Diptera, Tephritidae. Gene Ontology annotation, cellular component: cytoskeleton. The record is from RefSeq and is a predicted model, not a curated record.
CAAAAUAUGCAUACAUAUAUAGCUACAUACAUGUGUACAGAAAACAAGUGAUCACUGCAAAUAAAAAAAAAAAGUGGGGAUAUGGCCUGUUCCAGUUCCUUUCUGAAUGCUUUGAAUUAAUGGACAUACAAAUGUACAUACAUACAAUAUGUGCAUUCCUAUUCGAAUUGCAACAGCUGACACUUGGUCAAUUGGCAAAAACUGGUGCGCGCUCAGAGUUCGUUGACAGUGACGCGAAGCAGAGCUCAGGCUCAGUCGGUUACUUAGCCAAUUACGGCCUUUUAAUUGCGCAGAGACUUUGGUGCGCGGUCGGUGCUAAUCGGUGCGCGCAUACAACUUUCACUUGUUGUGCAGCAUAUAAAAUCAUAAAAGAUAUGUACAUAUAACACAAGAAAAGCCACUGAAUCAAAAAAACAAAAAAAAAACGAAACAAAAACAUAUAUACAUAGAAAUAUUUCCAUAGUGCGUAGGGUGCAAGUGUGCAAAUGGAAAGCGCUAGAAGCCAACAUAAAAGUGUCAGCGUAAUCCUUGUUCUAUAAUCCGCAUUUUAUUAGUCGUGCAUCAACACAACAAAGAUGUCCUCCAUGUCAUCCAAGUCUCAAGGCAGCCAUAGCAGUGGCACAGCCCACCAUAAAUUCAGCAGUAUCGUCAAUAAGGUUGAGUCGUUGAUCAAUAAAAUGAACAACGACAAAUUUAAUAAUUUUAAACUACUGCAAAGCAAUGCUGCACUUCCUGGCCGGAACUUAGCUGCUCCAAAACAAACGCACUCUGUACGUGAUAAUGCACCACUCAGUUGCCGGACAGAGGACAGAGGCGAUUUGCAAUCCUGUGUGCAGUGUACAAGUGAACAGCAAGGAUUGGAGUCGUUGGAGGACAUUCUCACGAGGACAGCUUCGUUGGAUUCAUUGAAUCAGUUAACAGACGCCGAAGAUGUAUUCGACAAUCACGAUUUGGUUUACACUGAUUCGGAUGAUGCAGAAAUUGCGCACAUAACUGGUACAACAGCGGUGCAAGUGCAUCGCCGCAGCGACUUGGAUCAGUUGACGGAUGAAACAAUUCGAGAGUUCAACGAACAGUGCUCCUCGCUGAGCCACGAUGCGGACUUUGAUAAUGCGUGGAGUGCAGAGGAAGACGAACACAAGUGCUGGACGGCUGUUGGCGUAGAAGCGGGCUGUUGUUGCGAUAGUGAUCAGCAAGAUGAUACUGGUCAAGAUUUCGGCCAAAUGUACAAAUAUGAAAUGUUUAAAAGUCACAACAGCAACAACAACAAUAACAAUAACAGUAAUCAUGGCAGUAACAAUUCCAAAAAUAAUGAAUAUACAAAAUACCAAAGAGACAAAAAUAAUAACAGCAACGAUGAAAAGGAAUUCGUACAAAAGGAUAAUCCUUUGGAAACAAUAUGGGGCUCUAUUCAGAACAAACAACAACAACAACAAUCCGAUGAUGGCAGUGAAAAUGGUUUUGCGAAAGAAGACAACGCCAAUGAAGCUGUUGCAGAUCGCGACGAGGAAAUAGAGUUGCGAGAGAAGGAGCAACAUUCAACGAGUGGAUACGAAAAUGCUUCGAUAAUAAACACAGAUGCAAAUGCCAGUAGCAAUAACAAUAAUGAAAAUAGCGGCAACACGAAUGGCAACCAACAGCAAGGCUCGAAUAAGCCUCGGCGACCCAGUCUUGCCAGCAGCGGAUCUGUCGGCCGUAUGGAAACCAUAGUCGAAGAACCGGGCGAGUGUAAAGUAUCUGUUAAAGAAAUAUUAGCACGAUUUGAGACAAUGAGCCUGACAGAGAGCCAAUCGAAAGCUUCCACCUUGUCUUCGGGUGCCCGUGCAGCUGCUCAAACACUAAAUGUCCCCAUCGAACGCCUGGAAUCGCGCCAAUCGAACCAUCGUGAACAUGGAAACGCGGUCAAUAGCCAUAACGGUAUGGCAGCAAUGAACUCUUCGAGCGGACAUGAACAUCAUCUGGAAAAGUCCGUUGGUCUGCAACAUGGGCGUCACAGUGCCGACACGGAGGUCGAUGUCCACCAUGACGCGCACCAUUUGCUGGACAGUGAGGCCGAUUCUAUGAUCCCAAAUGCGAGCACACACACGGAGGCGCAAAAGGAACGCCAUCAGUAUACAAAGCAGGCGAGUUACCUGCAUUCAGCGCGCAAAACAUCCAGCAGCCAGCAGCAAAUGCAGCAACAGCCCCAGCAACCGCAACCGCAACCGCAACCGCAACAACAACAUCAACAAAUGCUUGCUCACAAUCAUGCUGCGAUGCCACAUCAUCUUGAUGCUAACUACAUGACGGAGGAACCCAAUGGCAGCGGCGGCCCCUCGCCGUCCGUCACUAAAUAUUCUCUUCUUCAAUUCGCCAUGCAGCACUUCCGAAACGAUCAGUAUCCUGAAGUUCGUGCGCACACCCGCGAUCCAACUCGAGACCACGGCGAUCGCCGGACUCCUUCAUAUGCGGAUCUUGUGAAAUGGCAAGGCAUCCCCAUUCGUAUGCCACUGCUGCGGUUGCCCAAUGACUUAGCUCCUUUAGCGCUCGAGUGCUUUGAAUGUAUUUUGCGUUAUUGCGGUGAUAUACCACACGAUCCUGAGCUGACUGAAGUUAAGUGUGUCUACACAGUGCUUAUGCAUUGUCAUAAAUAUUUGGCGCUUCGCGAUGAGGUUUAUUGUCAGUUGAUGAAACAGACGACUGCCAAUCGCUCUCCGUGUCCGGACUCUGCGCAGCGUGCAUGGCGUCUGCUAAGCAUUUUAGCAGCCUACUUUGGAUGCUCCGAUGCGCUACGCCCCUACCUAAUGGAACACUUGACUUCGGCCGCUUCGGAUCGGAGGCGUUCUUGUCACGGUACGGCAGCGGUUUGUUUAGCUAAUCUGCGUAAAACAGCGCGAUGUGGCGGUCGGAAGAACGUUCCAAGUGUAGAAGAAGUUACUGCUGUAUCUGCUGGACGUUCAGCACGUCGUCAAAUUUAUCGCCUGCCAGGAGGGGCGGAACGUGUCGUCAACACUCGUUGUUCAACAGUGGUCGCUGACGUCAUUGCCGAACUUUGUGCGCUGCUUAGCGUGGAAUCCGAGGCUGAGCAGCAGGAGUUUUCUUUAUACUGUAUUGUACAAGGCGACGCCUUUACGAUGCCCCUCGCUGCGGACGAGUAUAUAUUAGACGUUACAACGGAGCUCCUUAAAUCCGGCCAGCCAUUCUACUUGAUAUUCUGUCGCUCAGUUUGGCAUUUCCCUCUAAAACGUGAUCCUGCACCAACGCCUCUCUAUGUGGAGGUGCUUUUCAAUCAAGUGGCGCCAGAUUACCUAGAGGGUCUGCUAUUGGAAAUACCUAGCAAUGGAGUGCCUAUUCCAGAGAUUGUGCGCGACAUGGCCCGUAUAGCUGCGCUGCUUCAUCGCGCCGCUGAUCUAACACAUGUUCCGGCUAUGAAAGAAAUUAAAUUCCUUCUGCCUAAACCGGCGUUGGGCAUUCGCGAAAUUCGUCCGGCGCAAUGGGUGGGGUUAGUGCAAUCUGCCUGGCCUCAAAUUGCUGGCUUGACGCCGGGCCAAGUGAAGGCACAAUUUCUUACGGUGCUGUCGGCGUGGCCCUUGUUCGGCAGUAGUUUCUUUGCAGUGAAACGCAUUUGGGCCGAGGAGGGACCACAUGUCGAAGACACCAAUCCAAUGUGGCGUGAUCUGAUACUGGCCUUAAAUAGACGUGGUGUGCUAUUCCUGGAUCCAAACACGCAUGAAACGCUACAGCACUGGCCAUUCAUGGAAGUAAUUUCCACCCGCAAGGUUCGAUCGGAGGACGGUGCUCUCUUUCUGGACAUGAAAGUUGGUAAUCUCAUGCAACAGCGAGUAAUACGGGUCCAGACUGAGCAAGCGCACGAGAUAUCACGACUCGUACGCCAAUAUAUAACAAUGGCACAAAUAAGCCAGAGGGACAAACGGGAAAUGAAUUGAAAUCCAUUAAGAGUAUAAAUUAUUUAAUAUCGUUGAUUCUUUACACAUAUGUACAUACAUAAAUGUAUACACAUGCGUGUACCAUGGUUAUAAGUUUUAUAUAUCGAGG